AUGUCUUCUCGCACGGAAGUAAACGGACGCAAUGGCGUCAAACAACCUGAGUUAAACAGGGCAGAUGAUGUUGAAGAUCUCCUGGAUGCUGUGAAGUCUCUCCUUAUCCCCUUCAUCCGAGAUGCAGACAAGGCCGCUCCGACCCGAGCCACGGGCGAGAUAGCCGCGGAUGCGCAAGGAGUGCCGGGCCGCAACAUCCUGGUGGACUCACACAAGCCCGAGGAGCUGGUAAAGAAGUUGCGCAUAGCAAUGCCAGGUGAUGGCGCCGGAAAAGAAGGGCUGCUAGAUGUCAUCCAGACCAUCCUGCGAUAUAGCGUCAACACGUGGGAUCAGGGGUUCAUGGACAAGUUGUACUCGAGUCUCAACCCUGUUGGCGUGGUAUCCGACCUUGUCCUCACCGUCCUAAAUACCAACGUCCACAUCUUCAAAACCUCACCGGCCCUCACCAUCAUCGAAAAAACGGCCGCGCGCAAACUGGCCGGCCUCUUCGGCUUCACCGGGCCCCGUGCCGGCGGCAUCACCUGCCCAGGCGGCAGCGCCUCGAACAUGACCUCCCUCGUCAUCGCGCGCAACACGCUCUUCCCCUCGACGCGGACCAGCGGCAACGGCAACCACCGGUUCGCGCUCUUCACCAGCGCGCACGGGCACUACUCAGUAGAGAAAGCAGCAGCAGUAUGCGGUAUCGGUUCCGACAGCGUGGUGAAAGUACCCGUAGACAGCGAGGGACGGAUGCAGGCACCGGCGCUGGAAGCAGCGAUAGCGCGGGCGAGGGAGGAGGGCAGAACGCCGCUGUACGUCAGCGCGACGGCGGGGACCACGGUGUGGGGGUCGUACGACGCAUUCGCGGACCUGGCGCCCGUGUGCGCCGCCGCCGGCGUCUGGCUGCACAUCGACGCCUCGUGGGGCGGGCCCGCCGUCUUCUCGCCCACCCACGCCCACAAGCUCGCCGGCUCCGCCAACGCGAACUCCAUCACGGUCAACCCGCACAAGAUGCUCAACGUCCCCGUCCCCUGCUCGUUCCUGCUCACCAACGACAUCGCCGUGUUCCAGCGGGCGAAUACCCUGCGCGCGGGUUACUUGUUCCACGAUAAGCUGGCAGAAGACGAGGAAGGAGAGGAAGACAAUAUCUGGGACCUGGCGGACCUGACGCUGCAGUGCGGCCGCCGCGGCGACUCGCUGAACUUGGCCCUCGCGUGGAUCUACUACGGCGACAGCGGCUUCGCGCGGCACGUCGACCACGCGUUCGACACCGCCGCGUACCUCGCCUCGCUCAUACAGAAUGCCGGCGUCUUUGCGUUAUUGUCGAGCAACCCGCCGCCGUGUCUGCAGGUGUGCUUCUACUAUGCGCCCGACGGCGGGGUGCUACCGGAUGACAAGGAGGAGAAUACGCGCAGGACGAGGGAGAUGGCGCCGAGGCUGGUCGAGAGGGGGUUCAUGGUUGAUUAUGCGCCCGGAGAGAGGGGCAGCUUUUUUAGGGUCGUGGUUAAUACGCAGACGUUGAGGGGGACGGUCGAGGGGCUGGUCAGGGCGUUGGUGGAGGUGGGCAGGGAGGUUGUGCGUUUGUGA
Messenger RNA from Hypoxylon fragiforme, 1566 nucleotides. Its product is annotated as glutamate decarboxylase. Gene Ontology annotation, cellular component: cytoplasm. The record is from RefSeq and is a predicted model, not a curated record. Bases 1 to 1566 code for a protein of 521 amino acids. The transcript has 4 exons. Gene Ontology annotation, biological process: carboxylic acid metabolic process. Gene Ontology annotation, molecular function: pyridoxal phosphate binding; carboxy-lyase activity. Lineage: Eukaryota; Fungi; Ascomycota; Sordariomycetes; Xylariales; Hypoxylaceae.